UGAGCCUCUGCCAGGCUAGGGCAGCCGCUGGAGGAGUAGGACGCAUGCGCAGACCUGAAAAAAAAAAAACCGCAAACGGUGAUCCCCAGAUCCCCGGUGCUUUAGAAUCUUGCUGAAUGUCUCCGGCUGGAGGCCGGUGCAAAAACAGGUCCUGCCACGCGGAGCCGCGUCCUCGAUGAGCACCCGGGCUUUGCUCCGUUUCCCCGCGCCACUGAUCAGGAUGUGCUGGGGGAACUGGGGGCUCCAGGAGAAGCCGGCACUGCGCUUGCCAGGAAUGGCCGCCACUGCGGUGCAGGUGGCGGGCAAGAAGGACUGCCCUGCUCUGCUUCCCCUGAACGAGAGUGACCUGGAAGAACAGUUCGUGAAAGGCCAUGGUCCGGGGGGCCAGGCCACCAACAAAACCAGCAACUGUGUAGUCCUCAAACACGUGCCCUCCGGCAUUGUGGUCAAGUGCCACCAAACGCGAUCUGUGGAUCAGAACCGAAAGAUCGCUCGGAAGAUCCUCCAGGAGAAAGUGGAUGUUUUCUACAACGGCAUCAACAGCCCUGUUCACAAAGAGAAGCUUGAGGCUGAGAGGAGAAAGCGAGAGAGGAAGAAAAGAGCAAAGGAGACUCUAGAAAAGAAGAGGCUGUUGAAAGAAUUAUGGGAAGCCAGUCAGAACAUCACCGAGAAAAGGACCGAUGCUGCUGGUGGGCCGGGGGGCUCCCGGGAAUAAUGGCGGCACGUGUUGGACCAUCUGAGAAAGCAUCCUGGACGUGGACGCGGUGGUGUAUACUUGCAGUCUCAGCACUUGGGAGAGCUAAGGCUAAGGCCUGGGCAGACGCCCUUGUCCCACAAGCCGAACAGCCUGAGUUUGAUCCUCAAGAUCCACAUAAGAGUCGAGGGUCAGAACUGACUCCACAAAGUUGUCCUCUGACCUCCUCACAUACACUGACAUGUAUGCCCACACUCAUCACACACAAAAAUAACCAAUAAACCGUUAAGAUCAAAACAGUUUGAAAAAGCACUGAUAGUAGUUAAGCCCACUUUUUUGGCAAGUUGGAUCAAAUAGCAUUUAGUGGUAUCUGGUCAACUGCAGGGCCACUGCUGAGCUGUCUUAGGUAUCAUUUAUCCUUAGAUUUUGGUAAAAAGGAAAUGACAGGGAACUGUUACUAAGUUACCUGCUGUGCUUACUAGUUUUAACAGUCAACUUCACAGACAACCUAUAAUCACCAGGGGAAAGUCUCAGUGAGAAAUUAUGAGGAUGUCUGUGGGGAUUAACUAAAGUCGGGAAAUGCCGCCCAUUGUGGGCAACAUCAUCCCCUAAACAGGAAUCUAGAACAAUAUAAGAAAGCUAGCAGGCUGGAAAGAUGGCUCAGUGGUUAAGAACACUGACUGCUCUUCUAGAGGUCCUGAGUUCAAUUCCCAGCAACCACACGGUGGCUCACAACUGUCUGUAAUGAGAUCUGGUGCCCUCUUCUGGCCUGCAAGGACACAUGCAGGCAGAACACUGUAUACAUAAUAAAUAAAUCUUGAAAAAGAAAAGAAAGCUAGCUAAAAAAGAGCAAACAAUACUUUUAUUCUCUUCUCGACUGUGAAUAUGACGUGACACUGCUUGAGUUCCUGCCUUGACUUCACCCCAAAUGACGGACUGUAACUUGAAAUAGAUAAACGAAUAAAUUCCUUUCUUUCAUAA
Messenger RNA from Peromyscus maniculatus bairdii (prairie deer mouse), 1675 nucleotides. RefSeq names its product mitochondrial translation release factor in rescue (gene Mtrfr). The record is from RefSeq and is a predicted model, not a curated record. Gene Ontology annotation, biological process: translational termination. Gene Ontology annotation, molecular function: translation release factor activity. Gene Ontology annotation, cellular component: mitochondrion. Lineage: Eukaryota; Metazoa; Chordata; Mammalia; Rodentia; Cricetidae.